CCCCCGCCGGCACCAAAACCCUGGAUCACACACUCCCAAGACCCGACCCUUCGUCGCCGAAUUCAAUCGCGCUCCCCUACCAUGGCCAAGUGGUGGCGCGCCGCCGCCGCCGCCUCCGCCUCGGACGGCCUCAGGGCGGCGGCUCUGAGCUCCCCUCCGCCGCUCGUCCGGCCGCGGAGCUCCCCGUACCACACCAUCCAGGCCAUCCCCCGGGAGUGCAGCGGGAGCAGGGUCGCGAGCAGGGACAGAGCCCAGGGGCGCAUCCCCACCGUCGUCUUCGCCCAGAGCCUCCUCGACAAGGACCCCGGCGGCGCGCGGCCUCCUUCGAGGAAGUACCUGCUGACGACGGAGAGGAGGCAGAUCAAGUCCAUCCUCAGCUCCGUCAGGCUCCCCUUCUUCUGCUCCACGACCUUCGGGCUCCAGAUUCGGGCCGGGUCCGGGUCGUCCACCCUGCUCGAGUCCGGGAAAGUUCUCCCGGUCAAGGUUCAUAGGGAUGAGGAGACAGGCAAGAUAUUGAAUUUGGUGCUCGUUUGGGCUGAUGAGGGAUCAAAGUUGAAGGUUGAUGUGCCUGUUGUUUUCAAAGGAGAGGAAGUUUGUCCUGGUCUGAAGAAAGGGGGCUAUCUGAACGCAAUAAGAACCAGUCUAAAGUUUACUUGCCCAGCAGAGCACAUUCCUUCAAAGAUUGAGGUUGAUGUCAGCAAUCUAGACAUUGGAGAUAGAAUUUUCAUGCAUGAUGUUGAAUUUCAUCCAUCCGUGGAGCUUUUGAGCAAGAAUGAUGCCAUUCCGAUAUGUAAGGUCAUGUCGACAAAAUCGGAGAGUGUGGAGCCUGCAGAGGCGUAGGCACAAAGAAGCUCCAUCCCCUAUUGUGCACGUUUGAGAUGUCGAGAGUGCUGCAGAUCGAGGUGCCCUUGGUUUUGCAAUUACCAUGGGCUAAUUGUCAAAUAACGUCGAGGCAUUUCUAAAUAACUCAGGUCUCUAUCGGGCGACUACGUCGGGGAUCCGCGAGGCUCCGGGGUAGUUUCACCAGUUUGACGUUUCCAGGGCCAGAGAGACUUCAUAUGUUUUGUCUUGUAGUCUUGCGAAGAAGUAAAAGCUUUGAACCUGUCAAUUGUUGUUGGAUGCUUCCAAUGAAGAAAUUGAUCACGUCAAGCAUUCACCGGGGGACAA
Molecule: messenger RNA, 1167 nt
Organism: Syzygium oleosum
Lineage: Eukaryota; Viridiplantae; Streptophyta; Magnoliopsida; Myrtales; Myrtaceae
Exons: 3
Coding region: 82-840 (252 amino acids)
Biological process (GO): translation
Cellular component (GO): cytosolic large ribosomal subunit
Molecular function (GO): 5S rRNA binding
Source: RefSeq, a predicted model, not a curated record